AUGCACUGCUCAUCAUCAUCAAAAACUAAUAAUCAAAAACAAAAUCCAUCAAAUAAUUCUCCUUUAAUAUUAGAAGAUAAUCAAAUUGAUUUGAUAACAUCUGAAAAUGAUUUACUAUUAUCAAAAGGAAAUGAUGUUGAUUUUGAUCGUCUGCGUUCAUAUUAUAUAUUGACCAUGACGGACUUAGUCGGUCGUUAUUUGAUUCAUAAAACAUUUGCUGAAUUUCGACAAUUUUUAGUUGAAAAAGUGCAAUGUAGUCAAUCAUCUACUGAUGAAAUUAUUCAAUUGAUGGAUACAUGA
This is a messenger RNA of Rotaria sp. Silwood1, 300 nucleotides long. NCBI's taxonomy places the organism in Eukaryota, Metazoa, Rotifera, Eurotatoria, Philodinida, Philodinidae. The record is from the annotation of a GenBank genome assembly.